Molecule: messenger RNA, 546 nt
Organism: Suhomyces tanzawaensis NRRL Y-17324
Lineage: Eukaryota; Fungi; Ascomycota; Pichiomycetes; Serinales; Debaryomycetaceae
Exons: 1
Coding region: 1-546 (181 amino acids)
Biological process (GO): phospholipid transport
Cellular component (GO): mitochondrial intermembrane space
Molecular function (GO): phosphatidic acid transfer activity
Source: RefSeq, a predicted model, not a curated record
AUGGUUCUCUUCUUCGAAAACUCACACGUGUACAACCACGAUUUCCAGACCGUGAGUUUGGCCUACUUCAAUCGGUACCCCAACCCCUUUGCCAAGCAUGUGCUAAGCAGUGACACCUUGGAACAAUCGGUAGACGAAGACGGGUGCUUGAGGUUCACCAGAUUGGUGGUCAAAACAGGGAGAUUGCCGGGGUUUAUCAAACCGUUCUUGGGUUCCAACCUCGACUCCUGGAUUAUCGAGAAGGUGGUGGUGGACCCCAAAACCCAGACCCUUCUUUCCUACACUUCCAACGUUGACCAUCGCAAGUUUAUCCGGGUGGAGGAAUACUUGAAGUAUAGCACGGUGGACCCUAACAGCACGUUGGUGGAGGCCAAAGUCAAGUUCUCCUCCAAUCUCAUGGGCUUCAAACAAAAAAUCGAAGAGUGGAGCCUCAAACGGUUCUCGUCCAACAUGUCCAAUACCAGAGAAGGCUUGAAGUUUGUCAUGAACAGACUCAAGGAAAAAGGCGGAAUUUGGUACAAGGAAGUGAAUAUCGCCAGCCAAUAG